AUGGGAUUUCGGGAUUUUCACAACACAAAAAGCGGUUUUUGCAGCCCGAAAGACCCUACAAAAUUUGCCAUCGAAAGUCACUGCAUUAGACGAGGGAAAGCUGUUCGAUUCGUUAAAGUCGAUAAGAAGAGGCUUAGGGGUCGGUGCAGAAAUGGAGGAUGUGAUUGGGUGAUUCAUGUGUCACGAAUGGGUCAUGAUAGUUGUUGGCAGAUAAAGACUUUUAAGUCGGAACACAAUGGCUGUUUUUGGGAUGUCAGUAAUAGAACCGCGAGUUCCAGUUGGUUGGGAAAAACUUUUGUUAAAAAGUUUAAAGUGAACUCGAAGUUGGGGGUCAUACCAUUCAAAGACCAGGUUUACUCCAGCUUGAAAUUAAGCAUUUCAAGGAAGAAAGCUUAUUUGGCUAAGAGGAAAACUCUUGAGCUAGUGCAGGGAACUAUUGCCCAACAAUUUAGUAAGAUUAGAAAUUAUUGCCUUGAGUUGAAAAUUGUUGAUCCAAGUGCCACGGUGAUCUUAAAAUUGACUCAGGAUGACGAUGGCCUGAGAUUUCAGCGCUUAUAUAUCUAUUUUUCUGCUUGCAAAGAAGGUUUUAAGAAAGCAUGUAGACCUUUAAUAGGUGUUGAUGGAUGUUUUCUAAAGACUUCUUAUGGGGGACAAUUGUUAACAGUAGUUGGACUAGAUCCCAACAAUAAUAUCUUCCCUAUUAGUUAUGUGAUGGUGGAAAGAGAGACAAAGGAUACUUGGAUGUGGUUCUUACAGAUAUUGGACUCAGACAUAGGCUUUGGCGAUGGAGAUGGCUGGACUUUCAUGUCAGACAAACAAAAAGGUCUAAUUCCAAUAUUUGAAAGUCUAUUUCCUUAUGCGGAGAAUCGUUUUUGUGUUAGACAUUUACACUCUAACAUGAAAAGAGAUGGUUUCAAAGGCACAUCUAUUAAAAAUGCACUUUGGAUAGCUGCAAAAGCAACAACAAUUGCUGAUUUUCGACAAAGGAUGGAUGAGAUGAAACGGAUGGAUGAGAAGGCUUAUGAUUGGUUGUCCAAGAAACUAGUAGAGCAUUGGUCUAAGUCACAUUUCACCACUACUGCUAAGUGUGACGUACUUUUGAAUAACAUGUGUGAAUGUUUCAAUAACCUCAUAUUGGAUGCUCGAGAGAAGCCUAUAAUUCCGUUGUUUGAAAAUAUAAGGAGUUUGUUGAUGGUACGCUUUCAGCUUAAUAGAGACAAGGCUGAGAAAUGGGACAAGGACAUUUGUCCUAAAAUUAGAAAUGUUUUGGCAAAUAUCUACAAGCUGAUUCUAUGCACUUUCAGAUCCACGGACCAUCUGGUCAGCACACUGUCAACUUCAGUACAAACUCUUGCAGCUGUAGAAAAUGGGACUUGA
This is a messenger RNA of Zingiber officinale, 1377 nucleotides long. RefSeq lists its product as uncharacterized. The record is from RefSeq and is a predicted model, not a curated record. The transcript has a single exon. Lineage: Eukaryota; Viridiplantae; Streptophyta; Magnoliopsida; Zingiberales; Zingiberaceae. Bases 1 to 1377 code for a protein of 458 amino acids.